Messenger RNA from Drosophila eugracilis, 1521 nucleotides. It is a transcript of the gene IFT46, whose product is annotated as intraflagellar transport protein 46 homolog. The transcript is spliced from 2 exons. The coding region runs from base 224 to 1477 and encodes 417 amino acids. Gene Ontology annotation, biological process: intraciliary transport; cilium assembly. NCBI's taxonomy places the organism in Eukaryota, Metazoa, Arthropoda, Insecta, Diptera, Drosophilidae. The record is from RefSeq and is a predicted model, not a curated record. Gene Ontology annotation, cellular component: centrosome; intraciliary transport particle B; motile cilium.
CCCGAAUAUUUUGUAAUAAAGAAAACUCCGAGCUGAAGGAAGGAAAUAAGGACAAGAACCGAGCACCUGUAAAAGGAGCGGAAAAUUGCAAGACAAGUGUUGUGCGGAUUUUCACGGAAAACCAGGAAGUGGGCAGAAAAACAGUGAAAGAAAACUGAAUAGCUUGACAGGACUCGCAGCUGGAGAGCUAUUUGAAUCUGAAUCCGGGUUCUUGCAGCUGGCCAUGGCCAUGAAUUUCUACGACGAAGAGAUCACAAUCGGCGGACCCGACUCCAAGCAUCUGAGCAGUGUUCAAAUGGAGCCGCGAAAUGGAGGUCCGAGCGUUGGCAGAGGUGGUGGCCCGGGGGGACGAGAGGUGGGCGGAGAAGGAGCGACAGAAGGAGCCACUGGAGGUGUACAAAGAGCAGCCGCCGGAAGGCAACGUCGAAUGCAAUUCCAAAGUAACUCCACAGAUGACGAUGGCCUGCUGCAGGACAUUAUUGAUCAUGAUGACGAAGCGGAGGACAGCGAUGAUGACGAUGAUAGCGAGAUGCAGUUACCUCAUGGAAUGACCAUGGGUGUGGGAAUGACAGGUCUGGUGCCCGGACCACAUACCCACAAGCGACCCGGAAGCAAUCGAAGUUCCAAGCAGCCGCCAGAUGACAAUAUGAGCUCGGGCAGCGAAGAGGCAGGAAUGGGUUCAGGGGGUGCAAGAGGUGGAACCAAGUUGCCACACCAUAAGUUAACCCUGCCCAUGAGGAGCAGUGCUGGAAGGUCCGAGCGACCGGAAGAACAAUCGUUUAAUUUGAGCCCAGAUAAAUGGGAGGAACUAUCAUUGCCUGGGGAACUCAAGGAAUUAUUCCCAUAUAUCGUGAAAUACACCCCACAAACGAUCGAUACCCCUUUUCAUCUGCAACCGUUUAUUCCGGAGUUUGUGCCCGCUGUGGGUGAUGUGGAUGCCCUUUUAAAAGUUCAAGCUCCUCCACUUUUGCAGCCUCAACGCCAAAAGGAGUUAAAUGAUCACCUCGAGAAAUUGGGUUUAUGGUUGCUCGACGAACCCUCUGGUACCCAAAGUGAGCCCAGUCUCCUGAAUAUGAAACUACGGUCGGUACUAAGUGGAAGCAUGGGCCGUAAUCCCCGCCAUUCCUCCUCCGCUUCUCUUAUUCCCACCGCUCGAUCAGCCAAGGAUAUAGAUAAAUGGAUCUCUGAGGUGGAACAGGUACAUAUGACUCAGUCUAUGUACGAUGCUCAACCCAGAAAGGAUAUUGAUGCGCUCUUGGAGGAUUGGCCACGAUCUUUUGGCGAUGAUGAGACAAAGAAUGUCUUAGAUGAGGCCUACAGAAACUGUCUGCAGCAGAAUAUAUCCCUAGUGGACUACGUGAAAGUUCUUUGUGAGAGAUUUGGAGUGGAUGGUCCUAUGGAGUCACAGGCGGACUACAUUCAUAAUGUCCAGACACUUUUCGCUCUCUAUUUGGCCGCCAGUCAGGCAUGGGAGUAGGCAGCGGAAUAUAAAAAACAAUAUUAUAUGGAAUACUUAUAUGA